AUGUCUAAAAAGCAAAAUACAAAAGAUCCGUCUGGGUUUAUUUUUGAUGUGCAGUCCAAUACUGUGAUGGCCCAAGGAGGAACCUUUGAAAACAUGAAGGAGAAGAUCAGUGCGGUGCGUGCAAUAGUCCCCAACAGGAGCAACAAUGAGAUCGUCCUUGUGCUGCAGCAUUUUGACAACUGUGUGGACAAAACGGUGCAAGCCUUUAUGGAAGGCAAUGCCAGUGAAGUACUGAAAGAAUGGACUGUAACAGGCAAAAAAAAGAACAAGAAGAAGAAGACCAAACCGAAACCGCAAGCUGAAUCAAGCCCUGGCCUCCCAGACCCCAGUAAAUUGGUGUCCACUGAAGAGGAGCAGUCAGCAAACUCGGAGAAGGGUGGAAUUAACGGUUUCCAUGUCAACGGCUGCGCCCACGACACGGAGUCUGUGGACUCGCUCAGCGAAGGUUUGGAUGCACUUUCAAUUGAUGCCAGAGAGCUGGAGGAUUGCGAGUCUGCCGCGCCAGACAUGCCUGAUAGAACAGCAGUGCCUGAACUAGAGAAUGGAAUAGCAGACUUUGACACAAAAUCGCUCAUCAUGCAUCCUUCCCAGAGCCCUUCGUCUCUUAGACAGCGGCCUGAGCAGAGGAGCGCUAGCAGGUCUCUGUCCAGAUCAGCAGCGAGCAAUUCAACUCCUGCGUCCCUGUCUGUAACGCGGCUGGAAGAUGUUCCAGUUUCACCUGCAAACAAGAAGCUAGGUUCUAAUAUUGAAAAAUCAGUGAAGGAUCUCCAGCGCUGCACCGUCUCACUGGCUCGGUACCGGGUUGUGGUGAAGGAGGAAAUGGAUGCUUCCAUUAAGAAGAUGAAGCAGGUCUUUGCUGAACUGCAGAGUAGCCUUAUGGAUCGCGAGGUGGCGUUGCUGGCUGAAAUGGACAAAGUGAAAGCAGAAGCAAUGGAAAUCCUGGUCAGCCGCCAGAAGAAGGCAGAGGCCCUGAAGAAGCUGACCGAUGUGGCAGUGCGAAUGUCGGAGGAGCAGCUGGUCGAGCUCCGAGCCGACAUAAAGCACUUCGUGAGCGAACGGAAGUACGACGAGGACCUGGGCAGGGUGGCGCGGUUCACGUGCGACCUCGAGGCGCUGAAGAAGAGCAUCGCCGCGUUCGGGCAAG
This is a messenger RNA of Pelecanus crispus (Dalmatian pelican), 1144 nucleotides long. The record is from RefSeq and is a predicted model, not a curated record. NCBI's taxonomy places the organism in Eukaryota, Metazoa, Chordata, Aves, Pelecaniformes, Pelecanidae.